Messenger RNA from Cherax quadricarinatus, 1582 nucleotides. NCBI's taxonomy places the organism in Eukaryota, Metazoa, Arthropoda, Malacostraca, Decapoda, Parastacidae. The record is from RefSeq and is a predicted model, not a curated record.
AUGGAAAAAAAGAGACUACGUACAAACAACAGGACAUUUUAUUGGAAUUGUUUUAAUCCUAGGACUUUGGUCACUCCAACUGUGACCAAGAAACAUUGGGCAUGUCUCCUUACAUGUGCUGUUGCUGUUCAUCUAACAGGUUAUCAAGGCUACAGUCAGCCCCAGGGAGGCUACACGGGCCAGGCUCCGCCGUCAGGCUACCCUGGUCAGGCUCAAGGGGCACCUCCAUCAGGAUAUCCCAGCCAGCAGCAGCAGCAGCAGCAGCAGCAACAGCAGCAGCAGCAACAGUAUGCUGCAUACCAGCAAUCUCAAGCUGGAUACCAGGGACAGCAGCCUCAAGGUGGUUACCCUGGACAACAACCUCAACAAGGAUAUGCAGGACAGCAGACUCAGGCAGGUUACCCUGGUGCUUCUGCGGGCAUAGACCCCAACAUUGUAUUGUGGUUCCGUUCUGUGGAUCAAGAUAACUCGGGUCACAUCAACUCCCGAGAAUUGCAACAAGCUCUGCAGAAUGGCAGUUGGUCACCGUUUUCUGAAGAGGCUUGUAAACUUAUGAUAUCCAUGUUUGACACUGACCAUAGUGGAACCAUCAACAUGCAAGAAUUUGGACAGUUAUUUCUGUUUGUCAACCAGUGGACGGAGGUCUAUCGUCGCUAUGACAGAGAUAACUCUGGACAUAUUGAUGAGAAUGAAAUGAGUGCAGCACUGCAGCAGAUGGGGUACCGCCUCUCUCCACAGUUUGUAAGCUUCCUGGUGUCCAAAUUUUCACCAAGAUCGAGAAAAGUUACACUGGAUAAUUUUAUUGUCAGUAAUAUUCAACUUCGCAAUUUGACUGAAGCUUUCAAGAGCCGUGACCGUGAAAUGAAAGGAGUCAUUACCAUCAGUUAUGAAGAAUUUAUCAGCCUUGCAUUUACAAGUCUUAUGUAAUGUUUGUACUUAGGUGGUUAUAGCUGUCUUCUAAUAGAAAGGCAUUUUUACUAAUAUAAAAAAAUGUUACAUAAAGGAACAUGUUUUUAAUUUUUCAGUAUUUUAGACAUACAGUAUUGGCUUGUGAAUGAAUUUUAUAACAUGGCAGCAACAAUUUCACGCCUUCAGGGGCUAGUUGGAAGAACAUUGUGGCCUUAAGUGUAGAUAGUACUGAUGUGAUUUUUACUGGUUUACUCAGCCUGGCAUCAAUAAGUCAACUUUACCAAUUUUUGAUAAACCACCUAUAAACUAAAUAUUGUACAGUUUUAAAUAUUACAGUGCAUGGGUAUAUUGUGUCCAUGAACCAAUAUUGAUUCGAGUAUGGCAUCAUACUAGAAAUAUACACCAAGAUGUUACAUCAGACACUAAUACAACCACUCAAUCCACUUUUAAUAUGCUGUUAAAGUAGUUAGAAAAUGGACUUCUGAGUACACUAGUUUACAGGGUUGUUGACUGUAUUUAGACUGUUGGCAACUGUUGACAGUCUUGAAUACAUGGUGCAAAAUAAUGGUGUUAUAUUUUUAUGUUGUUACUAAUUAUCAGCUGCUCUGUGAUUCACUAAAAAAUGCAGACAUUUAUAGAGGUUUUUAAGGUAUUAAUAAAUUACUUACUUUGG